UCCACUAAUCUUUGUCAUACCGCUAUCUCCCAAUUACUCAGUCGCACACUUCUAAUUUCCAAAAUCUAGGUUAUGAUGCUGGACUUCGUAGUCUCAGAGAUAUUGUUAGUCAGGCUCCUAAACUUUUUCGAUCGAUUUGAUCAAAUACCAUUAAAAUCUCCAAAAUCCAGGUUAUGAUGCUGGACUUCAUAGCCUCAGAGAUAUCGUUAAUUGAUACGCUAAAUUGGGAAUUAGGGCUCUGGCUAUAUAUGAUUUUCGCUACUGACAGUUGGGCUCCACUUAAAAUGGAGUUUGGAUUCUUAAUGAGGUUGCUUGAAAGAGGGUAAGACGAUGAACUGGAGAAUUUUUGAGGUCAACCAAAUUGGUUCUGUGACUGAGAGCAUUGAAGCGGUGAGAGUGUCUAUGCAUGCUGGAUGGGGUGUUAUCGCUAGCCACCGAAGUGGUGAAACCGAGAAUCCCUGUAUUGCUGAUCUCUCGGUUGGUUCGGCCACAGUGAGCUUGCUUGAUUAUUUAUUAGUUAUAGCUGUUAUCUUUUGCCUUUGUUUUCUGUUUAUAUGUCUCCUUUGCAUCGUGUAUGUGUGAUAAAUGAACUCUUUUGCGAAGUACAUACUGGUAACUGAUAAAUGAUAAAGUUCUCAAAACUGCUGGAGUAAAGAUCAACGUUCGAGGUACUUGGUUGAGCCUUAUUUUGUUUGAUCUGAAUUUAUUUUAGUGACAUGACAGAGGGUAUGAAUGACUCUUACUUAAAUUGUC
Papaver somniferum (opium poppy) is the source of this 753-nucleotide messenger RNA. RefSeq names its product enolase-like. The record is from RefSeq and is a predicted model, not a curated record. Bases 331 to 582 code for a protein of 83 amino acids. NCBI's taxonomy places the organism in Eukaryota, Viridiplantae, Streptophyta, Magnoliopsida, Ranunculales, Papaveraceae. Gene Ontology annotation, cellular component: phosphopyruvate hydratase complex. The transcript has 4 exons. Gene Ontology annotation, biological process: glycolytic process. Gene Ontology annotation, molecular function: magnesium ion binding; phosphopyruvate hydratase activity.